Messenger RNA from Chenopodium quinoa (quinoa), 920 nucleotides. RefSeq names its product early nodulin-93-like. The coding region runs from base 289 to 618 and encodes 109 amino acids. The record is from RefSeq and is a predicted model, not a curated record. The transcript has 4 exons. Lineage: Eukaryota; Viridiplantae; Streptophyta; Magnoliopsida; Caryophyllales; Amaranthaceae.
GAUAGAAUAAAGAAAAAGACGAGUGGAAUCAACUGACUACAACACAAAUCUAACUGAAGGAAAAACAACGGGAACUAGACUUUUUCUUGGAACUUAGAUUUCUAGUAAUACCAUCAAACUUGUCACUUAAAAUGUCACACACUUUUCUCACCCACUAAUUUUUUUUUUCUAUAAAUGUCACUCUUUUCUUCACCAUUUUCUCUCAUUCAAACUCCUCUAAUAUAUUCAUCUCAUCAUCAAGUUAUCACAUUAUUAAUAAUUGUUUUUUCCUAUAUCCUAUAAAUUACAAUGGCCAAAAAUGUUGCACAAUCACCGUUAGAGAGGUCUACCUUGUUCUCUUUUGAUCAAAGGCUAACUAUGGCCAAACGUUGCGCUCAUGAGGGUGUUCUUGCUGGAGCUAAGGCAGCUGUUGUUUCUGGCUUUGCUGCUGCCAUACCAACUAUUGCAAGUGCUAGAAUGCUUCCAUGGGCAAAGGCCAAUCUCAAUCAUACUGCUCAAGCUCUUAUAAUAUCUACUGUGGCUGGAGCAGCAUACUUCAUAGUAGCGGACAAGACUGUUCUGAAGUCGGCACGUCGAAACUCUUUUAAUCAAGCUAGAAAUCCAAACAGUGGAGCAUAAUUAUAAAUCUGAAAUAAUUGAUUCUUAAAGAUUUACAAUAUUUCCAUAUAUGAUUAAUUAAUGAAAAUGAUCAUGAUGGCAAAUUGAUGAUUACGACGAUCACAUCGAAUGAUUUGAUUAUAUUAAUUAGGAUUAUGAUUGCAUGAUUAUAAUAAUUGCGGUGCAAUCUAGCAAUUAUAAUGUACCAUGCAUCUAUAUAUAUCUAAUCUAUACCUAUGUAACAUUAAUAAGUAUGUACUACUUAUAAACAUAGAGUUUAUAUACUUUGGUCAAUACAUAUAUCUUAGCAUGAGUCUCAACUU